AGAUGCCUCUUUUUAAUGUCAAGCUGAAGUUUAUAUUAUUGCUUACGACAUUAGCUAUAUCGAUGGUUUUAGCCAAAUCAAAUCUAUCUGUCAUACUUACUGGUGGAAUUGGCAAAAAUGGAUCUUCAGUUGCCGGUACAAGUGUUUUGUCUCCUGCUAUUCCUCUUAUAUUAGUGGUCCUGCCUGGGUAUAUCAUUGCUUGCAAGAGUACCGAAAAUAUUUACGAAACCCAUCCUGUACUUUAUAUAAUGGCAUUUGGUUUAGUUACUGCUAAAAUAACAAAUAAACUUGUGAUUGCUCAUAUGACUAAAAGUCCAAUUGAAUAUGUCGAUUCCACGCUAAUAGGCCCAGCCAUGUUAUUUUUAAAUCAAUAUUUUGAUUCUAUUUUACCAGAAUACUAUGUGCUGUGUGUUUGCAUGGCUUGGACCGUUAUUGAUCUAGCAAUAUACUCAAUAUUUGUUUGCAAAGAAAUAUGUGAUCAUUUACGAGUUUAUUUAUUUUAUAUAACUACUACUACAUCAACUGCAAAAUCUGGUGCAUCUUUUAAAAUUACAGGUACAAAUAGUAAAAAUGGGAGCAACAAUUCAAGUGGUUUGUACCAACAGUUUAAAUAUCCAUCUACAUUUACUAGUUUUAUAUAUCCAUCAAAAACGAAAACAAAAUAAUAGCAUUAAGUUAAUUGUAGUGUUAAUCAUUGUUAAUCUCAUUGUCGACGAUAAGCAAUCAAUAUAAAAAUAUUGAAGUGUUUGUUGAUAUUUUGGUUUUUAUUUCUAAUGUAAUUAUAUUUGUUAUUAUAUUUAUUCGUACUGAGUACGCGGCUAAUGCAAUCACAUGUAUAUUAGGUGAAAUGAUAACCUACUAUUGCCAAAUUGUACAUAAAUAUAUUAACAAUGACUGUUUGUUAUUUUAUGUGAGAUGUAGUCUUUGCCUUAUAUUAUAUUAUUAGUAUAUACAAUUUGAGUGGUUACAUUUAGUAAAUAAUGGGAUAGGUUUUGAGUUAACUAUGUAAUUAAUAUUGAUUAUAAAACAUUAUUCAAAACAAUA
Diuraphis noxia (Russian wheat aphid) is the source of this 1044-nucleotide messenger RNA. RefSeq names its product choline/ethanolaminephosphotransferase 1 bbc (gene bbc). The record is from RefSeq and is a predicted model, not a curated record. Gene Ontology annotation, biological process: phosphatidylethanolamine biosynthetic process. Gene Ontology annotation, molecular function: diacylglycerol cholinephosphotransferase activity; ethanolaminephosphotransferase activity. Gene Ontology annotation, cellular component: Golgi apparatus; endoplasmic reticulum membrane. NCBI's taxonomy places the organism in Eukaryota, Metazoa, Arthropoda, Insecta, Hemiptera, Aphididae.